ACCUGGCGCGUGCCAACCGCGUCUACUUGGCCGAUCGCGAACUCAAUCUGAUCAGUUAUGGCCUUCAAUCCACUGUACUCGAGUACGAAACAGCUGUAAUGCGAGGUGACUUCGUUUGUGCUGACAACCUCCUUCCUAACAUCCCUAAAGACCAGCGCACUAAGAUUGCGCAUUUUCUCGAACGCCAGGGAUUUCGUAAGCAAGCACUCCGCGUAACCACGGAUCCGGAUCACAAAUUUGACUUGGCCAUUCAGCUUAAGGAUCUUAAAGCAGCUCACGAAAUCGCCCUGGAAGGUGACCAGGAAUCUAAUGAGUCAAAGUGGCGACAGGUUGGGGUCCCUGUAUCUGGCCUGAGUCAAUCGCUGGUGAGCACGCGAUUUUUUUCGGGAAAGUCGUUUCUUGAGAGUUUCCACGGGGAGAAUGGCUUCCACAUCCAAGAAAGACACUCUCACCUCUUAGCUAUUAUCUACAUGGACAAGUUGGGACAGUGUUUGAACAGAAAAUUGGUCAAUGAGAUUGCCUUCACCUGUCACGAUGGAGCCUCACUGACAAUGCCGGCAAAAUAUUUGGGCAUGUACCAAGUCACUGGUCUGAAGCUGGAAAUCACGAAUUCUAUUGCAGAGUACACAGGACUAGGUACGUUCCACAAAGUCUUCCUGGCGCUGAGACCAAGUUGCGAAAAUAAGUUCGAACCUGCGCUACAAGGCUACAGGAGACGUCGACCAAGUAUAAGGCCACACAUUCUUACUCUUCAUACCUAG
Molecule: messenger RNA, 761 nt
Organism: Protopolystoma xenopodis
Lineage: Eukaryota; Metazoa; Platyhelminthes; Monogenea; Polystomatidea; Polystomatidae
Source: the annotation of a GenBank genome assembly